Molecule: messenger RNA, 3421 nt
Organism: Gryllus bimaculatus (two-spotted cricket)
Lineage: Eukaryota; Metazoa; Arthropoda; Insecta; Orthoptera; Gryllidae
Source: the annotation of a GenBank genome assembly
AAUUAAUAUUGUCCAUGACAUGCUGCCAGGGGGUGGGAGGUGAAUGUUGGUGGCAGGUUCUGUGCGGGCGUCGGCUUUAAUGUUGGGGCUUGUGACCUGUAUUUCUGUGUUUUUACAGUAUUAAUUUAUGUUAAAUCUUGUUGAAUUUCCAAUAUUUUAACAGUUGAUGCUCGAAAAAUGAUUAUAUAUAAUUUAUAAGUUUUAAUGGUGUAAAUAAGAAAAUGUGUACAAUUGUUGUUUUGUAAGAAUUAUUCAUGUUUGAUCAAUAAUGGCAACGUGUGUACAAGUUGUGAAUCCUUCAGUGCUUGUAAAAAUUGAAAGCUUUUUUAGUGAUCCAGCUUAUCGGGAAGCAAUUGAAAACUCUGCCAAUUACAACACUAGAUUAUGUAUAGAAAGGAGAUUGCGUAUGCCUUUUUUGGAUUCCCAGACAGGUGUUGCUCAAAAUCAUUCAAAUCUCUUUAUGACACCAAGACAACGCAUUCCAGGCCUUGUAGAAGGUCAAAUAUACACUUACCCAUCAAAACGAUGGAGGAAGAAACGACGGCAAUAUUUGAUGAAUUUCAUGCAGCCUCGCCGCAAGGAAUUGGAUCCUGAGAGUGACAUGCAUACAAUUAGCACUGUGGAGAAUCCUGCUGCUUGCAAUGAAGACAGUAAGGACAGCGUGGGACUGAAAGACGAGGCUGCUAAGUUUGGUGUUAUGCAGGAUGCUUGGUAUUAUGAUGAGAUUGACAUGCAAGAAAUGGAAGGAUUUGAUGAACCGGAUCCUGAUUCAGAUUAUGAUUAUGAAGAAUCUUACAAGCGAAAAAAGAAGCCCAAGAAAGUAACCAGAAAUAGUGAUUCUCCUGCUGCAAAGAAACCAAAGGGACCAGGCAGAGGUCGGAAGAAAACAAACUAUGAUGGGUUAACUGAUGCUGAAAAACCCUUUGCUUGUGAACUAUGUGGAGCUCGAUACAAGACACGUCCAGGGCUUACGUAUCACUACACACACUCGCAUAAGGAUAGAGAUGAUGAAGACUCUGCUAGCGGCACAGGAACAGAUGGUGUGGAUCGUGGGGGUGUGUCCCCAAGUACAAAGCAGCCAGCGCUGGCAGCAUCUGUACAACAACUGGUGUCCUCACAUGCACAAGCAGCCACUACGGCGCAAGUUGCGUCUGUAGCAGACGGAGCAGGGGCAGGUUGGAGCAAGUUCCAGGACAGUUACCUGACCUUCCUAAAGACCCCUGAUGCUCGUUCUUUAUUAAACAUUCUUCUUAGAAACAUGAUAGUAGAUAAUGAUGCUCUGACAUUUCACGUACUGCCUCCAUCUGUAGAAGAAAAAGAUCGUGCUGCACCAUCACCGUAUUGUGACUUCUGCUUGGGAGAUGCUCAUGAGAACAAGAAAACUGGACAGUCUGAAGAAUUGGACCAAUUGCUGUUUUGUGAUGAUUGUGACCGUGGAUAUCACAUGUACUGCCUCUCUCCACCUCUCUCAUCACCUCCAGAAGGCUCAUGGAGUUGUCGCCUCUGCCUCGUGGAAUUUCACAAAAAGUGAGAUUAAAAUGAGAGAAAUUGCAGAACCAAAAGUGAAUUGUGACCUCUUUUAGUCUUAGAUUGUAGGGUCUCAACAAAGACCUCUCUUUGACACAUCAUGGUUACGUGUAUGACAUAAUAUGACUUAAUAUGCAAUGUGUGUAAGAUGAGUGAGUUUAUUAUUAAUCUAAUUUUUCACAACGGAACAUUUGUUGUAUCAGUGUCAUUUAAUGAGUAUGCCAUGACAGUUUUUGGCUGUUUCUCUUAUUCUUGAUCAGUAUUUUAUGAUAAAGUAUUUAAAAUCUUGACAUUUAUCUUGCAUUAAAAUGCCACAAUUCAUUUUAGUAAUAGUUAUUGUAAUUUGGUUACAUUUGUCAUUGUCAUAAAAGUGAAGAUUUCGUUUGACUUGUUCAAUGUACAAUGUUAGUAACUUACUUUUUCUGCUGUACUGCAAAGAAUAUUUAUUGUGUGUGGUUGACUGAAUACCCAAGGCCUAAGAGGGAAACUUAAAGGCAAUUUGUACUCGUUUGAUUUUUAUUUAAUCGUCUUCACAAUAAGUGAAAAAUGUGAUAGUUGGCCAUUUUCUAGCCAAGUUCAUGGGACAGUUCAAAGCAGAUGGCAGGUGUACUGCUGUUCAGUACUUAAGAGUUGAAUCUCAUUAGAAAGGAAAAGUGGUGUUUAAAAUGCAGUAACAGUAGGCUAUGUAAUGUAAAGAAUGUUUUUUGGUUGUUUUUUCAUUUCUUGUUUUACUUCGUUUUUAUUGUACAUUUUCCUCCCGUCUGCUAAUCAUGUGUUUUUGGAAUUUGCUAAUCUGUAGGACAUACUGAAUAAUGCAAAAUUGACGAGAAAUUCUUCAAUAAAAUUGUUUUACCUGAAGCGAUACCUGACAAAUUUUUUUGUAUUGGGAUUUUGUCUAACAAUCAGAUUUCAUUUUACUUUUUAAUUUAUUUUUAUUAUUUUGAGGAACUUGUUUAAGUAUAGAAUUACUUGUGUUCCUGAGGAUAAGCUGAUUUGUUUGGUCUAUAAUGGCUGCAGAAAAGAAGACUCAUUGUCAAUGAAAAUAUAAAUUACUUUUCUUAGAAGUUCAUGAAUGCAUUUUUAACAUAUCUAUCAAGUUUAUUUUUGUUUUGUUUUUUAUAAGCUCUUCAAGAAUGUCUCUUUUAAUUUAAUAUGACUAGCUUAGAAAAACUUUAUGAAAAGGGUUUGGUCAUUCUUGUACUGGGGGAAUUUUUCUUGUAUGUUAUGUUAAUGUGUUCAUAAGCAAGGUGAAUGUCUUCUUGCCCUUAGACAUUUUCGUUGCAGUUGUUGCUGCAAGACAAUAUUAUGUGGAGAAUGCAGCAAACCAAUCAAGUGGUCUGCCAAGUAUUUUGAUAUUUCCAUAGUUGCCUUAUGUAUGCAGGCAAAACCUGAUAUUUUCUUGUAAAAUUAAUAAUGGAACUAUCCAUUUCUGCACAAGUUAUUUGGUCUUUCAGGGGUUGUGGGUCUUUUACUAAGAACAUCUGCAGUUUUCUGUAGUCUGCUAUCUUGCAGGGAGGCUAAAUUAAUUUAUAGUUUGUGUCUACAGAUUUUUGUAACAGAAAUCUACCUCGUAAAAUUUGUGAUCUAGAGAUGUUUAGACGUCGAUUUUUUGAGGUUCUGCAUUGUCAUGUGUAAAUUGAUAUUAAUAUAGGAGUUGAUUCAAUGUUCAUACUACCUGUGGACCUCUUGAAGGAAUUGUAAUUCUGUAUGCUUAAUGCCUGUGAGGUAAUAAAGAUCUCCUCCAUAAUCUUAAACCAUUUCUGCUAUUAAACUUCAUGUAACCACAUUGAUCACUUAAACAUCACAGAAAAGAAAACCACUUUCCAGUGUUAAGGGACAUUAAAAAAAGUGUAAUGAUUGAAACCCGCUAAUAAAGGUGUAAACAGUAAUUACC